GUCCAUCGAUAUGAAUCCGUACUAUCCGUAUGGAGAAUAUGUGUCAUCGCACCUUCCGAAUCGCGUAUCACCUCUUAUUAAUGAGAUCUUAUUUCCAAAGUGCGUACAAACAGCUGGACUUGUACCAAGAUUUACAGUUGAAGAGAAUUGUUCUUGGUCCGAUCUGUUCAAUCAGCUGUCUUCUGUGCAUCCGUACCUGCAAAAUUCAAUUAUCAAUCACAUGCUCACCUUUUGCACAACUCCUCAUAGUGAAGUGGUGCAGAAGCGCGAAAUAACGUCUACAGAAUAUCAACAAAGAAAUGGUCCCGCCGCUCACAGCCUACCUCUGACGCACAAUGAAUCCCCGUUGCGGUCCACCAAAGAAGUCUCUACAUACGCGGUUGAGGAUAAAUUAAUGCUGUCUGAUGAAUUCCGACAUCACCCAGUUACAGGUUCGCCGACAAGUAUGCAGGGAGCCGUUGGUGUAUUAUCGUUACCUUAUCAAAAAGACAGAAAUCUGGGUGCAGAGCCAAUAAAGAGGACGACACUGAACAAUUUUCAGAAGCCCUCCAUUGCCGAAUCAAGUUGCAAACGUCGAUCUGCUGACAAAUCUUGCACUGAAGACGAACAAGCAGAUUUACUGAAGCGCUAUCGAACCAGCUACAGCCAACAACAGCUUAGAAUACUUGAGCAAACUUAUCAGGCGGAGCGCUAUAUUAGCCGGCCACAACGAAGUAAACUUGCGCAAGAUUUGAAACUACCGGAAAAUACGAUCAAGGUCUGGUUCCAGAAUCGACGGAUGAAGGAAAAACGUCAAUCGCUCAUGCUCCCAACCCUGGCCGGUCUGGUUCCAGAAUCGACGGAUGAAGGAAAAACGUCAAUCGCUCAUGCUCCCAACCCUGGCCGGUCACCCGAACCGAACUCCUAUUUCACAGAAAAUAAACCUACAAAUAUCCAUACAUCCAGUGACCUUUCAAACGGGGAGAUCAUUCAGCAACUGACUUCGGUGGUGGGCCGCACAAAGGCUGAAACCGAGAAAGCUACUGCAAAUCAUGCGGCAAAAAGUAGCACUGUAGUUUGGUGCAAGCUAUCGGAACAGACUUCUUCUAGUUCAUCGUUGACUCCACUCAGAUCAAAUCAACUUAUACGCGAAAACAAGAGUGAGAACCUGGAGGCAAGCCAUGAUCACGCUCUUCAAAAGACCGAACACUUACUGAAUAGGUUUUAUUCAUUGCCGACACCUGCUGCGAAGGAAGAAGCUCAUACAACUACUGCACCCUUAAGGAGCAUGGCCAAAUAUUUUUGUGGGCCCCGAUGGACGGAUCAGUAUUCACCAGUCCAUAUCUUUUCCCCUACCAACAGACAGUCCCGCACAGAUGAGAAUGCUUCACAUUUGAAUUCAUUGUCCACGGAAUCUGCAUCGGACCGGGGUGUACCACCUCUUCAUAACAGUGUUCACUCAAAAAUUAUGGACUCAGCCCCCGAAGAUCGGUGUACUUG
Molecule: messenger RNA, 1479 nt
Organism: Opisthorchis viverrini
Lineage: Eukaryota; Metazoa; Platyhelminthes; Trematoda; Opisthorchiida; Opisthorchiidae
Exons: 4
Biological process (GO): regulation of transcription by RNA polymerase II
Cellular component (GO): nucleus
Molecular function (GO): RNA polymerase II cis-regulatory region sequence-specific DNA binding; DNA-binding transcription factor activity, RNA polymerase II-specific
Source: RefSeq, a predicted model, not a curated record